Amborella trichopoda is the source of this 1948-nucleotide messenger RNA. RefSeq names its product non-structural protein. The record is from RefSeq and is a predicted model, not a curated record. Gene Ontology annotation, cellular component: nucleus. Gene Ontology annotation, biological process: regulation of exit from mitosis. Lineage: Eukaryota; Viridiplantae; Streptophyta; Magnoliopsida; Amborellales; Amborellaceae.
UACUUUUGCUUUCGCUCGCGGUUUAUGUUGUUUGGUUUUGUGGAUGUUCCAUUCGCGUGCAUCGCUACUGCUGUCUACAUAACCUUCCUCAACUCCAGUUACCAUAGGAAAUCAUAUUGCUUUCUUACGCACUCUCGCUAUCCCUUUUCUGCCUGCUUACUUUUUUUCUUUUUUUAAAAAAAAUAAAAAAUUGCACUUUCUGUUGCUUAGUUGAUGGAUAUGUCAUUUAAUUGCUACUACAAGUGUUCGGGCUUGGAUUGGGGAUUCAGACUUUGUCAAUUUCUCCUAGGAUUAGGGAAAUACAUCACAACUUACAAAAAAACAAAAUCACUUGUGUGUGUGAAUUCCAAUGAGACUAGGAUGUCUCUGACAUUUUUUUUUUAUUGUUUUUUCCCUGUGGUAUGAAUCAAUACUUUUUUCUAACAAUCUGUUUGAAAUUCUCUAUUUAAGGUGAAACCCACCUGAGAGGAUUCCUUACAAGCAUAAAAACAUGUGAUUAUGGGGCCUCCAUAUACUUGGGGAAAAUCUCACUCUUAUGCAAUUUGGGGUUGGGCCAUAUUGAACAGAUGUAAACUCAACGGAACAAGAACUCUCCAAUUGUAGUGGUGUCUUUUUAUGGUGGUUGGGUGCAAAGCCUUCGCAUCCAUGACAUUCAUGCAAGUUUACCUCAAAAAUGUGUCUCUUCCUUCUCCUGAUAUAUUGGGUUCCCUUGGGAAAUCUUGUUCAAUUAAAGAAAUAGGUUAGUUGCAGUUUGCACAUCCUUACUCAAUAAAAAUAGAAAGAUAGAUAUGGGGUAGGUCCGCCCCCAGCCAUGAUGGUUCUGUGGAGAUCUACCUUGAUGAUUGGGGUGGACGCAUCUGUUUAUACAGAGUCAUAUACGGCUGCCUUCUCUGAGCCAUUCAUGUUUCGCUUCACUGAAUGAUGAUGUUAAGGCCACCUCUUCUGGCAUUCAAUCUCCACCCAUUCCUAUGAUUCUCUCAAUGGAUUAGCUCAUGGGCAUUAUCUUGCAACAUUUAGAACUGGAGUUUACUGCAUUAACAUCGGAAUGCAUAUCUUUGGAGGAAUUGAUUGCAAAGCAAAAGGAAUCAAGGGCAUCUUCCCAGAGAAAGAACCUUGGGAGACUAAGGGAGGUGAAACAUGGGAUAAAGCAACUUGAGAAAUUGAUGAAUUCUGUUUCCAGUGUAAUCUCUGCAGUUGAGAUGAUGGUCAAUGAAAUUCCUCAAGUUGGCGGAUUUCUUUUGGUUCUUGGAGGUAGUCUUGUACGGCCUUUACAUGUUUAUGAGGUUUCUUUUUCACAUGAUGGAGAAUUUUCUCAAUGUCCCAAGGACUGCACGAGUCUUACCAAUAAUGGAAGCGCAGAAGCCCUUUCUAGAAAGGUUAUCCGAGCAUUGAUUUCAAAAGAUGCUGGUGGUGAUUCCUUUUCAGGUCCUGCUAAGCUGUUUGUCCUGAUUAAAGCUCCCUGUACAUUCAAUCUUCCACUGCAUUUUCUUCCCAAGCGUGAAUUUAGGUACAGCAGAAAGAUACAACCUUUCAGAUUGCAUAUCAAGUUCCAGACGGAUAAUUCUAAAGGAUUCCCUGAAACUGUUGAUUGCUCUUCCAAUGAUAUGAUUUGGUUCCAAUGCAGACACAUAGUUAAGGGACUUGGAUGCUGCAGUGAAAUGAACGAUUUAUGAAGAUCCAUCCAAAAAAAAAUGCCACAUUAUCUCUUCCAUGAGAGCUUUAAUGUUUCUGCCCAUCAAUAUAUACCUGAAAGUGUGACAUGAUGUAGCCAAUUACCUGUUUUUGGUUCUUGCUUCCCUAUGUAGAGCCAUAGCCUUAGAGAGUAACACAUGCAUAAUUAGCUAUUAGUUCAAUUACCCAGCUAUCACUUCUAUUACUGGAGCUCUAGUUUUGUGGACUUGUGAAAAGAAUGUGGUUCAAUGGCUAAAGCUUCUUCAUCUGACGUUUC